GACCUUGCGCCGAGGCUUUCCCACGUGAACGUCUGAGUGUGGCGAUGUACUGUAUAUGAGCCACUAAUAGAUUAAGCGAAAAGAGGUUUAAAGAAAUAAACCAUUGUUUUGCUGGUACAGAAGUUUAGGGUGCACUUUUGAAACUAUGGCGACUGUUCGGAAGAAGGUGGACAAUCGCAUUCGUGUCCAGAUAGAAAACGGUGUGGCACAACAGCAUCGAUCUAUGUUUGUUAUAGUGGGUGAUCGUGGUAGAGAUCAGGUUGUCAUUCUGCACCACAUGCUGUCUAAAGCUACAGUUCGAGCUCGGCCGUCAGUCUUGUGGUGUUACAAGAAGGAACUCAGCUUUAGCAGUAAUCGUAAGAAAAGGAUGCGGCAGCUGCAGAAGAAGAUCAAAACUGGCACGCUGAACCUGAAACAGGAUGAUCCCUUCGAGCUCUUUGUUGCCGCUACCAACAUCCGCUACUGUUACUACAAUGAAACUCACAAGAUCCUGGGAAACACAUAUGGCAUGUGUGUUUUACAGGACUUUGAAGCUCUCAAUCCCAACCUCCUGGCUCGAACCAUUGAGACUGUGGAAGGUGGAGGCAUUGUAGUCAUUCUUCUGAGGAGUGUAAACUCAUUGAAACAGUUGUAUACAAUGACAAUGGAUGUUCAUUCUCGAUACAGGACAGAGGCUCACCAGGAUGUUGUUGGAAGAUUUAAUGAAAGAUUCAUCCUUUCUCUCGCCUCUUGUAAGACAUGUGUUGUCAUUGAUGACCAACUUAACAUUCUGCCAAUCUCCAGUCACAUCACCAACAUUAAACCUGUCCCUCCUAAAACACAGGACGAUGGACUCUCUCCACAGGAACAAGAACUUAAGGACAUAAAGGAAUCUUUACAUGACACACAGCCUGUCGGUGUUCUAGUGGACAGCUGCAAAACUAUGGACCAGGCCAAAGCAGUGCUCAAGUUCAUCGAGGCUAUUUCUGAGAAGACCUUGCGGAGUACUGUAGCUCUCACGGCUGCCCGUGGUCGAGGAAAAUCUGCUGCGCUGGGAUUGGCUAUAGCCGGAGCUGUUGCAUUUGGCUAUUCAAAUAUGUUUGUAACAUCACCCAGUCCAGACAAUCUACACACACUGUUUGAGUUCAUAUUUAAAGGUUUUGACGCACUCCAAUAUCAGGAACAUCUGGACUAUGAAAUAAUUCAGUCUUUGAAUCCAGAGUUUAACAAAGCUGUGGUCCGUGUAAACAUAUUCAAGGAACAUCGACAGACCAUUCAGUACAUUCACCCUGCUGAUGCGAUGAAGUUUGGUCAGGCCGAGCUGCUGGUCAUUGAUGAGGCUGCUGCUAUCCCUUUGCCUUUAGUAAAGAACUUACUGGGGCCUUACCUUGUGUUUAUGGCAUCUACAAUCAAUGGUUAUGAGGGCACAGGUCGCUCUCUAUCUCUGAAACUCAUUCAGCAGUUGAGACAACAGAGCGCAGACAGCCAGCAGAACCUCUCAGCAGAGAACAGAAACACAAGCACUGCCAGACUUGCAGCAGCACGAACCCUUCAUGAGGUGUCCCUCCAUGAGUCUAUCCGCUAUGGCCCCGGAGACCAUGUGGAAAAAUGGCUGAAUGAACUGCUGUGUUUGGAUUGCCUGAGUGUCCCACGCAUCAUUUCCGGCUGCCCUUUGCCCCAGACAUGUGAACUUUACUAUGUGAAUCGAGACACCUUGUUCUGUUAUCAUAAAGCUUCCGAGGCUUUCCUUCAGCGUCUUAUGGCACUCUACGUAGCAUCACACUAUAAGAACUCACCCAAUGACCUUCAGAUGCUUUCGGACGCUCCAGCUCACCAUCUCUUCUGUCUGCUCCCUCCUGUCCCACCCACACAGAAUGCUCUCCCAGAAGUCCUAGCAGUUGUGCAGGUGUGUCUGGAAGGAGAGAUCUCGCGGCAGUCCAUUCUCAACAGCUUGUCCAGAGGAAGGAAAGCUUCAGGUGACCUCAUUCCAUGGACAGUGUCAGAACAGUUUCAAGACUCUGACUUUGGAGGCCUUACAGGGGCCAGGAUUGUCCGUAUCGCAGUGAACCCAGACUAUCAGGGGAUGGGUUAUGGCAGCCGCGCGUUGCAACUGUUGCAGCGAUACUAUGAGGGUCAGUUUCCUCUUCUGGAUGAGACGGAACAGACGACGGCCAGCACGAUAACAUCUGUGAGCAGUGAGGCUGUCACUCUUUUGGAGGAGGUUGUGACACCCAGGAAAGACCUGCCACCACUGCUGUUGAAGCUGAAUGAGAGGAGAGCAGAGAGACUGGACUACCUGGGGGUGUCGUAUGGUCUCACACCUCAACUUCUCAAAUUCUGGAAGAAGGCUGGAUUCAUUCCAGUUUAUUUAAGACAGACUCAGAAUGACCUGACGGGGGAGCACUCGUGUAUUAUGCUGAAGGAGCUCAAUGCUGAGGAUUCAGUAGAUAAUGGCCAGUGGCUGUCUGCUUUUUGGAAGGAUUUCCGACGGAGGUUUCUCUCCCUGCUGUCUUUCCAAUUCAGCAAAUUCAGCCCAACACUGGCCCUCAACAUAUUACAGAACAAGAACGCCAAAGACGACAGCGCACCAGUGCUCACAAGUGCAGAGCUGACUGCCCAGUUUACCCCUUAUGACUUGAAGCGUUUGGAGAUGUAUUCAAGAAACAUGGUGGACUAUCACCUCAUGAUGGAUAUGAUGCCUGCUAUUGCACGCAUGUAUUUCCUCAAACAAAUGGGAGGCGUCAUGCUUUCAGUUGCACAGUGUGCUCUGCUGUUGGGAGUUGGACUGCAACACAAGCGUGUAGAUGACCUGGAAAAGGAGAUUGAGUUGCCCAGUUCUCAGCUCAUGGGCCUGUUCAACCGUGUCAUUCGCAAAAUUGUGCAGUUCUUCAACACUCUUCAGGAGAAGGCAAUUGAGGCAGAGAUGGUGGCCACCAAGGACAUAAGCAUGGAACCAACUGUGCAGACACUUGGUGAAGAUCUGAAUGAGGCUGCCAAAGAAUUCCAAGAGAAACACAAAAAGGACAUUGAGAAGAUUAAAGAAAUGGAUCUUUCAGAGUACAUGAUCCGAGGAGAUGAUGAGGAAUGGGACCAAGUGUUGAAAAAAGCAGGACAUACAGCUAUUGUUAGUAUAAAAAGUGACAAAAAAAGAAAACGGGAAGGAACAAACGAGAAGGAACAACUGCAUGACAAGAAGAUGAAAAACCAUAAAGACAAACGAAGCAAAUUUGGAAAGAAAACAAAACGUGGACUCUAAAUGUCUUUUUAUAUGCUUUAUAUGGUGUAAGACUGGCCAGUAAAAUUGAUGGUUCCGGUGUGCAGGUCAUUUGUUUUUGUUCAUGUUUUGAAGCUUAAGAGCCUUAAGGAUCACCACGAGCAAACAAAAUAAAGUUGCAUAUUGUUUUGUUUUUGUAAUUAUAAAUCUGAUACUAUUUAACAGGCCUUUGCAAAAAAAUAUUUUCCCAGGCUAUUGACUUGGUUGUUUUGCAUGUAAAAAACCCUUCAAAUACACUUUUUAAUGUUUGCAGCGUUGCAUGGUAUUGACAUACAAUGUUUAAUAAAAACUGCUUGCAUCUUUAGAAACAGCAGUAAUAAUUAUUUUAGACAUGGAUUGGUGAUCUUUUACAAUGGGCCAAUUACCCCCUUUUUUAAAAUGCUGUUAAAGGGGGUUAUAUGACAUGGCUAAAACAAAUAUUUUCGUUUGAUUUAGAUGUAAUGCAAUGUGUAUACACGAUUUAAGGUUAAAAAACGCUGUAUUUUCCACAUACCGUGCAUGUUUGUAUCUCCUCUUUGCCCCGCCUCUCUGAAACACGCAGAUUUUUUACAAAGGUCAUUUCUCUGAAAAGCGAGGUGUGCUAUGAUUGGCCAGUUAAUCAGUGCGUAGUGAUUGGUCGAAUACUGCAAGCGUGUGAUGGAAAUGAGACUCCUCUUACCAUAUUUGGAACAUCAGGUUCCAAAGCAAUUGUACUGACAGGUACGCCCACCUUACUUGUGUAUACAUUUGGGGUGGUCUUGGUCAAACCAUACCACAAGCUGACGUAGAUUUGUGGGGGUGUGGUUACACGAGGCGUUUCAGGCAGGUCUGGGUGAGCAUUCGCUUUUAGAUAGAAUGCAUCUUUUGUUCCAACACUUUAAUUUGUGCAAUUUUACGUGUCUAAUACAUGCACCGGCAACUUAUAACACACCAAAGACACAGAAAAACACGUAUUCGUGCCAUAUGACCCCUUUAAAGGAGCUAUUUGCUGCCCUAGCUUCGUGACAACAGCAAAUGUGAUGUGUGGUUUUGAUGAAACACAAAUAUAUGACAAUUAGUAACAACAGGAAUUAUACACACAUAACCAAUAUUCUUGAAUCUAGAAUUUAAUUUUAAAUGUUAUAUACAGAGUAAAAGUGUUAAAAAAAACCACUUCCCAAAUCGAGUAGCAUCUGCCUUCAAACCCGGAAGCUGUACUUUCAGUACCGAAUUUCUGGGGGCGUAUUUGGUGACAACGGAAGCGACGAGUGCAUCUGCAUGUAUUUCUGAAGUAUGAACGAUAAUAGGAGUGUGAGUAUCAAAUGUGAAUCAUAUUUUUUUCGUUUAACAUUAAAAACAAUUGAGAAAAAUUAAUGGAAAUUGGAAAGUUAAUGUAGUCGAAGUGAGUUGCUAAAUUGUCUUGAAUGCACUAUGUAGCCAAAAUAUAAGCUAAUGCUGUAAAACUUGUCCGGUUACUGUCGUAACUCUCAGUUCCCUGAGAGGAGGGAACGAGACAUUGCGUGAAACGCUAGGGGAAUCCACUUCUCUAAACCUUACUGAAACCUUAUUGAAUGACGCCAGUAGAAAUGAAAAUGUAACUGGCCAAUGUAGUCAAUUUGGCGCUUAGGGGCGUGGUCGCCACCCCUAUUUAUUACACCAUCUGGACCACAUAACCUCAGAAUCUUACAACUGAACGUUACAGCUCUCAGGGAACCGAGGUUACGACAGUAACUGGAGACGUUCCCUUUCGAGAGAGGUCUCUCAACAUUGCGUGUAACGCUAGGGGAACCAUAUAAAAUAACGCCGUGAGAGCAGCAAAGAGCAGAACCCAGCGCUCUCCCAAUGUAAUCACAAUGCAAGUGUGAGGGAAACCCCCUCAGCCAAUCAGCGUAGCCGCAAGCAUGAGCAUUAAGCCCAUUGCAUGCCGCGCAAGCGGGAGCCAUCAGAAACGUUUCUAUGUUCGGGCAAAAUGCAUCAUUUCCGCUGACGCAGUGGGCAAUGUGUUCAAUCACGCCGCGAGAACAGCAAAAAGCAGCUCGACUUUAGCGGAGCUAACACAUAAUGUGCACCACAUAACCGUUGGCAGUAGCACACAGCACAACUCCCACUGACAGCGCACACCUUACAUAGACUCUAAGACGAUUGGAUACCACAUUCCGCUACGGGAUCCAAUCAAAACACCCAGAACUCUUGGGGAUACCAAACCACCAUAGUUUGCAGGAAUGCUAUGCCACUACACUGAGCAGGGUAGCAAUACACAUAGCAUAAUAACAAGUAUAUAAAUGGCAAGCAUGCAGCCAGCGAUAUAGAAUAAAUAACACAGGGCUGAGGCAACCUGUGUACAUAGUGAGGAUGGAAACAGGCGCAACCUGGUAUGUUUGCAUCCUCAGGCAGUAAAGACAGUGACGGUGAAGGACACGGUCACAUACUGUAUAAGACACAAGCUCACGCGAGUCAUAACCUGAACCGUGAACAUGCAGUCAUAAAGCACGGCCUCGUGCGAGUGAUAGUUGGGGGUAGAACCGCCCCCUUGACCGCCUAUACGACCUAGCUGACACACACAGCAUAGUCAGACAGCUAGUACGUUGCUGCAGUGCACUGCCUGCAAGUCACACAAGCAAGCUGCUAAUAGUCGACGUUGCGUGAAACGGUCACGUAAUCCCACAAGCUCAAAACAUAUAUACGGUGCAUGGCGAGUGACGGCGUCCGACGAGGCCAUCGGCUCGAGCGAAAUGAAGAGAGCGUACCAAUUUGCGCACUAAAUGGCAUUUAGAGUGAUGGGAACAUAAUCAUGCGGUCUGCGUGUAACAUACUAUCACAUUCAACCUCCUGCAUGGAGAGCGUUGCAAAUCCCAUAUGCGCAAAAACAGGCGGGGUAUUUACACGGAAGCCUCUUCAGCAGAUCGCAUGCAUCGGAUCGUCUAGAGGGAGAGCCAGUACUCUCAAAGCAAAAUCUUAGGCCGGAGAAGAGGACAGAGGGUGAAGGGUCUCUGCCGUUCUGUUACCCUCACAGAUCUGAAUGCCAGAUUGCACUUCCUCCCGAACGGUCAUGCAUAAAAAGCAGCGAUAACCGUGACAACAUCCAUAUUAGUGUAACCGUGGGACUUUUACUCUUGGCACGGGUAGUAACCCCUGGGCUUUAAAGUAUGUACCAAUGGACAAGGUUUUCCCAAAAGUAAGAAUUUAUUUGGACAAUCACAUAAAUUAUAAAACAAAAACAAAACGUACAACAAAUUUAUUCCCCACCUCACUUCAACAGGUCUGACUCUUUGUCGGCCAACCCCCAGGUACACUAUCGGCCUAAACACAGAACCACUCAAGACCCACAAACCCAAAAAUAAUUAAGAAAAACUCAUAAUACACUUCAAACUAAAAACCGAAAGAACAUAAUUCAUGCCAAAAUCAUUACCACACCAAACCACACAAAAGAGAGUAGUCCACGUGUGGUAAGCGUCCAUGUAAUAUGGAGGAUCAUCUAAAAUGGCCGAACAAUAAAAGCUGGGAAGGGACAUAUUUACAAAAUAUAAAAAAAGAAAAGAAACCACCUCGCUAGCCAGUCCAACACACCACAAUCAUAGCCGACCGCUAGAUUGGAAAUGUACGGCGCACACGUACAGGGACCGGCCAGCGAAGGAAAACAAAAAACAAACAGGAGGAACAGCGAACAACUACACCUAAUACAAAAAUACAAAAAUACACUUUAUAAUUCCAACAGCAAUACACAUGUUUCCUUUCAUCUCAUUACGCUUUAAAACCAUCCAACCCCAAUAUAAAAACAGUUGCAAUUACCUGCAGCACUGCCAUCAACACUGGACCGAUUUCCACAAUCCAACCACCCGACAUUACCGAUGGUCUAUAGGUCCGUGACGCACGUGUCUGGAUUAAAAACAUACCUUAGUCGAGUAAAGCAAUGUUUUGCAAACACUGGGAAAACCCCCAUGCUAUUCACGCACAUACCUGCUCACUCAAACGGCGUCCACACAUACGACCAAGAAAGUGCUACGAAACAAGGUUCACAUCUGCAUUAAACAGGAUACGCGAUUUCAAACACGGCUUUGUGACCAUAAAAACAACAUUCACUUAGCCUACCUGCUCCGGGGCAUAGCCGUGCACAAACGACAGCCAAAACACACCCAAAGGCUUCCACGCGCUUACUACCAACCAAAAGGACCGGACCUCAUAUUUUGACGUCCUCCCAAAUGCUUGCUUAUAAACCCUCCAACCAUAUACUUGGCCACGCCCUCCAAGCAAAAAGGUGCCAGCUCGCCGGCUACAUUAGAAACAGUAUGCUGUAGCACUCUCGCCACCGCAGUCAUAAGGGCUAACGUUAAAAUGUCCGACACGGGACAAUGCACCGGGUCAUAGCCAUUCGUAACGUACCAUACACGCACUCAAGAGCACAAAUUAAGAGCAUGAAAACACCUCCUAGAGGGGAUAACGCUCCAUCGUGUAUACAACACGCGUCGCGACAAUCCGACCAGUCCUCGUUCCUACACACUACCCACACAUACCAGUGUACAACCCGGAGUUGGUGUGUUCAUUUGAGUCUAUUGACUCAAUAGGAACGGCUAAGAGAAGCGGUGAACUUUAUCAGAUGGGGGAACCAUUUUGUAUAAAUGGAAACAGCUAGCUGGCACUCGGCUAGAGUACUAUUAGCACAUCCCCUACAGGUGGCCUCAUCACAGGGAGAAAAAUAAACGCAGUGCUUGAUCUCCUCCAUCACGAGCAGACCUCAGUAGCCCAUGUGAACCUUCACAGAUGAGCUCGAACCGAGACUGAGUCUGGAGAGCGUGAUCACAUGUUUACACCCUUGUGAACAUACAUGCUUUAUGCUCCCCACAGCAAGACGCUGCACUUGCGGUUGUUCGGCACAUUUCACUAAUGGGCCAAUCGACAGCACAGAGAGCUCAAAAUCAAGCGAACGGCACUAUAAUGGCGCACAUGAUAAGGGCAGUAAACCGAGCACACAAAGAAGACAGACAACUGUCCACAAGCGGUAGUAACAUAAGGUGAUUGCUCGCACAAGGCAGACACCUUAUACAAGGGGUAAGCUCGUAUGUGGGAAACGGUUGAAGCAUAGCAAGCCAGCGGCUCUCAGCCGCAGCGCUAAGGGCAGAAACUGGUGCGGCUAGCUCUGUAUCCAGCUGUCCUACAAGCACAGAGCAACGGCAAACAUGCAGUACCAGCUGUGUAGCAAACGCGGGUUCAAGCUCAAGCGGCUGUUGAUAGGGCAGCACCGCCGCAAAAUCCAGCCACGUGUCAAAAUAACAGGGAAGUGAAUACAUUCGCUCUCUGAAUCAGUUCACAUUCAGAAUGGUCACAAAUCACUGAAAACACCUACGACUAGGGGUUGUCUGGAUUAAAACAAAUAUAUGGCUCAGUUGGGGUACAAUAACCCGUAUGAUGAUCUGUGAACUGCCGAAAGCACCUGAUAUAUAGGAUGGUGACUAUCAUUCGACUUGGGGCGAGAAAACAUUGCGAAGCCGUAACUCUGGAUGGUGGAGCCAUGUCCGGCUCUCGUGAAUGCCCACUCCCAGUACCGGCGCUUUCUGCCAACUGCAACCGAUCACACCGCUGAAGUGGGGUGAUCUGCGACAAAACUGGAUUGCAUAACAGCGCGUAUUGCGCAGUAGUCAGUCACAUUUCGUAGUCGUAGGCAAAUCUAUCGGCCAUUCAAACAGAAGUAUGAUAGGGAACAGCACCGAGUGACCGGGGCGUUGUGAACUCAUAAUAACACAGCUCUACCAGCUGCCAUACAUGCGGGGGAGCUUAAAGCUACACAGAUCCAUUGCUCGAUACAGGGGGAUUAGCGCUGCGUAUACUGGAGCCCUUCCAUGGAAGCAACGCAAGCCACUUGGUGGAAAGCCUGCACCCUUUAAACCAAAAGGAUUUACAAAGGUAUUACAGACGCUUCACAUCCGUAUAAUAUAAAAUAUAGCGCACACAUAAAAACAUUACUGUGUAUUUUUGACAUGGGAAGUGAUGGUUAAGAAUCAAACGGGAUUGCCCACGUAGAAGACAGCAGCUCUGAUCACUGCCCUACAGGGUAUAAAUAAGGGAAAUAAUCACAUGUGCUGACACCGCGGCUGCAGAAACCAGGUGGUCAGCUUACUCCUCGCCGACUCCUCGGGGGAGUCCCUCGAGGCCGAGGUCUCGCACAGCCUAGGUGAGGACACAGAAGAGAUCUACGUGAAGCGCGUGGGGUCAUCCCACUCCGCUCGCUCCCUCUCGGACUGCCAAGCUGCCAGCGACAUGAGCUCAUCCCUGACACGCCAAACAAUCGGUGAAGAAGACUGGUGCUGAUAGCGGUCUGGUGCUCCAUUUCCCCCAGGUGGAGGGGCGGCAGUCCCGACAGCGGCUCGCUGGCUGCGGUGGGAUGCUGCCUAACAAAAUCUCCGAGGGCGGCGACUCUCCGAGCCUUCGACACCUGCUCCGGAAGGUACUCGCAGGGCGGGCAGUAGAAUCGGAGAGAGCCGCCUCCGCAUAGGCCAGACCCGGGCAGAGUACGCAGUGAGCAUGCGUGUCCUGUGGGUCGAUGGGCCCGGAACAUAAGGCACACACGGGCAUGCUGGAACACACUGGAGUAGAAGGAUCCUAGUUCUUCCUCUUCUCCUGGGUGUAUCCUCAACAGCACGUGAAGGUAAGUGAAGGAGAAAGAUUCUGAGGUUAUGUGGUCCAGACGGUGUAAUAUAUAGUGGUGGCGACCACGCCCCUAAGCGCCGUCUUGGACCACAUUGGCCAGUUACAUUUUCUUCAAUAAGGUUUCAGUAAGGUUUAGAAGUUUUAGAAAUUUAAAAUGAAAGAGUUGAACAUGUUCAACUGAAUGUUCAUUAUUUUAAUUCACUUCUCUCUCUUUCUCUCUACGCUUUUAUCGCUCUUAGGAGUCAAUGAAAACAUCAUCAAUGAAGUUGGUGAAUUUAAUGAAGAUGGUCAUUAAUGAAGUGGUGCAUGAAUGUGGUUCAUGUAAAAAAAAUUGUGUGUUCAACUGUUAAUUUGUUAUUUUAUCAAAUAUAGCCUACACUAUCUUAAAUCUACCCAGAGU
Molecule: messenger RNA, 10253 nt
Organism: Triplophysa rosa
Lineage: Eukaryota; Metazoa; Chordata; Actinopteri; Cypriniformes; Nemacheilidae
Gene: nat10
Product: N-acetyltransferase 10
Exons: 29
Coding region: 146-3235 (1029 amino acids)
Biological process (GO): rRNA acetylation involved in maturation of SSU-rRNA
Cellular component (GO): nucleolus; 90S preribosome
Molecular function (GO): ATP binding; tRNA binding; 18S rRNA cytidine N-acetyltransferase activity
Source: RefSeq, a predicted model, not a curated record